AUGGGUGGCUUCUACAUGCAGUACCUGGAGAGUCUCUGCCGCCGGCGAGGAUGGACCGAUCCCUCGUACGAAUGCUACCGAGACUCAAACGGCUACACCUGCCUCGUCCUCGUCAACGGCCGCGAGUACCAGACCGACCUCGCCUACGAGUCGGACGUCCUGGCCCAGGAAAACGCCGCCAUGCGCGCCUUCAUGGUCUGCCGCAACUUCUCCGUCAACGGCGGCAUGCUCGCCCGCAACGGCAUCGUCCAGGGGCUACCCGCCGCCGCCGACACGGGCCGCCACCGCAAGAGCCGCCACGCCUCGUCGCGCGACAGCGGCGAGAGCCGUGGCCGGAGGUCCGGGAAUCACUCCAGCAGCAGCUCCACCGCCUCCUUCGACUGA
Messenger RNA from Hirsutella rhossiliensis, 384 nucleotides. RefSeq lists its product as uncharacterized. The coding region runs from base 1 to 384 and encodes 127 amino acids. The transcript has 2 exons. The record is from RefSeq and is a predicted model, not a curated record. NCBI's taxonomy places the organism in Eukaryota, Fungi, Ascomycota, Sordariomycetes, Hypocreales, Ophiocordycipitaceae.